Molecule: messenger RNA, 2349 nt
Organism: Panthera uncia (snow leopard)
Lineage: Eukaryota; Metazoa; Chordata; Mammalia; Carnivora; Felidae
Gene: UBE2D3
Product: ubiquitin conjugating enzyme E2 D3
Exons: 5
Coding region: 224-604 (126 amino acids)
Biological process (GO): protein K11-linked ubiquitination; ubiquitin-dependent protein catabolic process
Cellular component (GO): nucleus
Molecular function (GO): ubiquitin conjugating enzyme activity
Source: RefSeq, a predicted model, not a curated record
GUGCGCGUGAGCCCCGUAGGGCCGGGGAGGCACCAGCUGCCGCGCGGGGAGGAGGCCGAGGCCGCAGCUUGAGGGAGGCCCCGGCCCCUCUGCGCCUGUGUCUGGCAGAGCCGGUGUGAGACGAAGAGACCCAUCUUUCCCUGCCGCGCGGAUAAUCAAGAGUUUUGGCCGGACCUUUGAGCACACACCGGGAGAGUGAGGAGCCAGACGAAAAGCACAGACGAUGGCGCUGAAACGGAUUAAUAAGGAACUUAGUGAUUUGGCCCGUGACCCUCCAGCACAAUGUUCUGCAGGUCCAGUUGGGGAUGACAUGUUUCAUUGGCAAGCCACAAUUAUGGGACCUAUAAGAAACUGUAUAUGCUGGAUAAUUGAAUAUUCAGAAUUAUGGAUACCAUCUAAGAAUUUCACAGAAUUAGAGCGCAGUAAAACAACCUGGGGUAAGACUGUAUCUUGCACAAUACUUAAUAUUUUUUUUUACUUGGAAGGCACUUUAGGAUUUCUAUUCUAUGUAUGUCUUAAUCUGCUUUCUUCCCCCCCUUUUUGGUGGUUUAAUCUCAACAUAAAUGUCAAUAAUGUACUUGGUGAGAUAAUGGUCAAUAAAUAGGUAUUAUUCUAAAAGGAGAAAUGCUCUUGGAAAAGUUAGCCAGUUGAUGGGUUGGAUCAAUAAGUUUUUAUUCCGUAGUUCUGAUUUUGAUAACUUUAAUCUUUUUUUUUUUUUUUUUCCAUCUCUGUGUGGUCCCCCACUGUAUGCCAGCCAUUAAGGAUAGACAUAAUACUUCUCAUUCUUUAGAGAACUUAAAAUCUGGGAGAGACCGGCAAUUAAAACAAGUGUAUAAGAUAGGAAAUUUUAUGGGAAAUCAUAGCAGGGAUGAUUGAGUUAGAGUAAUUGUGAAAUGUUAUGACCUAAAGGUAGGGAGACUGUGAGUUAAGUUAAACUUGGUGGUGUUGGUAGAGGGGGGGAUAUUUAUCUUAAUAAUCUGAAACAUAUCUGUAUUAUCCUAAUAGGGAAAAAAAAAUUAACAGUCAGAAUUGUUCACUUCCAGUUAUCUCAAGGACUAUUCUUAACUACUGUAAAUUUUAUUUUGCUUUAAAAAUACUUACUUUGUAACAAAAUUGUGGUUUAUUUAUUUUAAGUGAACAUAGUUAACUAGUCUGGCUUUUACCCAGUUUGGUCCACAAAACAGUUUAGAAGUUAACAGUCUUCAUAUUAAAACACUGACGAGGCCCUCAUUCCAUAGCAGUAGUGACUGGGGGUGGAGUUUAGCAGCUACCUCCCUUUUUUUAUAUGGGGUUUGUGUCUCACACUCCUGUCCACUUCAUUUUGCCUCCCUAGAUUCUGUAGGCACAUGGAUUUGCUGUUUCUAGAAUUUUGUCAUUGUAGAUCACCAAUUCUUAAAGGAGAGUGUUCAGUAAAAUGCCUUACCAUUUCUACCAAGUAAAAGCUCAUCUUUGAUCCAGAGGGUGCUUUAAGAUGUCUCAUUAUAAAAAUUAGUUGUCAGUAUUAAUAAAGCACUAAAAAGUUGGUAAUCUCAAGACUUAAUUGGAUGGUGUGCAUAAUAGAAACCAGCUCUUUGACACCAGUGUGACAUUUUUCUGCUGGACUCUGAGACUUCACUGUUUAUUGAACUUUUGUUUCCAAAAGGUGAGGAAUAUACUUAAGAGUAAAUCAGAGUGAAGCAUAAGUGAGUAGUUUAUGCCAGUAAUUUUUUAGAGAAUAAGAGAAGAUUGCUUAUCCUGACCUUUUUUUGUAGCUGCUUACUUAUUUGCUUUUAUUUUCAGAAAACUUUGUUAAUUGUAUCAAUGACAGUUUUCUGCUUUUAAAAACAAAUACUUGAUUUUCAGAACUAUUUAAAUAUUCCCUAAUUAACAAAAUUUGCAGAAACUGUAUUUUAGUAAACACCGGUUUUGGAUGUCAACUUGGAAAUAGUUAGCAAUUAUCUUUACCAUAGCGUCAACAAUGAAACAACUCAUGUUCUUAUUUUGGCUUUUGAUUGCAUCCUUGUGAUACAACAUCACAGUUUGAUUAGAUAAAUAAUUGCUUUAUUUUGUUACUAUGCCUAGCUGUGUGACAUGCAGGUAAAUGAGCUAAAACAUUGGGACAUUGGUAGUAUAGCAAUCCAUAUAUUUGCAGAUUUGCUGAAAGAAUAAAUGGUAACAAAAUUGCUAUGGAGUACUUCUUAGGUCAGUAAAGUGAUCGGCAGUGCCACAUAACUAAAGGUUCCUGACUAAGGAAUGGAGCAUCUAAUUUAAAUUUUGAUGCAGAGUAACUAUUCAGUUUUAGUGUAUUACAGUCUGGGAAUGUUCUUGAUCAUUAAAUUUAUGAGGCAAAAUGCUUUCUAAUAACCAUUU